Molecule: messenger RNA, 1477 nt
Organism: Sphaeramia orbicularis (orbiculate cardinalfish)
Lineage: Eukaryota; Metazoa; Chordata; Actinopteri; Kurtiformes; Apogonidae
Gene: dmrt2b
Product: doublesex and mab-3 related transcription factor 2b
Exons: 4
Coding region: 137-1450 (437 amino acids)
Biological process (GO): regulation of transcription by RNA polymerase II; sex differentiation
Cellular component (GO): nucleus
Molecular function (GO): DNA-binding transcription factor activity, RNA polymerase II-specific; RNA polymerase II cis-regulatory region sequence-specific DNA binding
Source: RefSeq, a predicted model, not a curated record
ACUGAGCAGAGCCAAACCUUGGCACAUGGGUGACGCGCCAGGAGAUCUGCAUUGUGGCCUGGUCUGCUAUCCACUUGUUCUUGGAAACAGCGUCAGAGAGCAGCUGAGAGAGGCUUAACGUUUCAAACGUCUGGCGAUGUCCGUUCAGUUGGAAGAAGGCCUGCAGCUGGACAGAACUGCAAAACAUCAUGAACUAAAGUCGGAGGAAGUUGUUGACGUGACAAGUUCUGACGGAUGCGUCUGGAAGCGCACGAGCCCCGGACAACACGCGGAGAAGAAUAAAGUGUGCGCGUCCCCGGAGCGGCAACAGCAGAAAACACGCAAGAUGACCCGGAGUCCCAAAUGCGCCCGCUGUCGAAACCACGGCGUCGUUUCGUGUUUGAAAGGACACAAACGAUUCUGUCGCUGGAGGGACUGCCGGUGCGCGUGCUGCCUGUUGGUGGUGGAACGGCAGCGCGUGAUGGCCGCGCAGGUCGCACUGAGGAGGCAACAGGCGGCGGAGGUGAUGAGAGCGCAAGGCCAGGGUAAGAAGGGGGUCAGGUGUGCAGCUCCUUUGCGGAGGACUGCGUAUCAGCGUUACACCAGAGCAGCCGAGCCGAGCAGCCUCGCUAAGAGCGUCCUGCAGGGUCUGAAACCAUCGGUGCAACUGGAGGACGAUACCUCCUGCUGGUCCAAACAGGCACAGCGCGACCAAAUGCACUUCGCGUGUCCGUCCAUCAGCGCUCGAAUGAGGAAGAGGAGAGCCUUUGCCGACAAAGAGCUGGAGAACGUGAUGCUGGAGCGAGAGCUGAGGCAGAGAGAGCUGCAGAGCGACCUCUCCUUUCCGUCCUCUGCCCUGGUCCCGGUGCUUCACCCUCCACCCCUGCCCAUCUCCCCGAACCUCCACUGCUGCCUCCUUAACAAGGAUCCUACUGUUGCAGCUGGAUCCAGUUAUGUGCCCGUAUAUAAAUAUAAGCCCCUUUACGAGUGCGACUUCCAGCUUUACCAGGUCUUCCACGGUAAGAGCAGGUCGUCCGCAGAAGGUGACUAUAAUGACUACUUUAGCGCGUUAUGUCAGGGCUCGGAGAGAACCAGGGAGGAGGAAGAGGAGCAGAGGAGCAAGAAAAAAGAGGAAAACCAACCAGGACAAAGGCUCAAAAGACACGGUGUUGCUACGUCAAGUUCAGACCUUGUCAAGGAAACUUCAGUAUCUGCAAAAAUAAUGGACUCGAACGGCUCUUCGACAGCCCCGUCCUCUAUUUCUGGAUCAGAUUUUGGUGGUCCAAACAUCAGUUCGGCGAGCAGGAGUUUUGAUCCCAUACUUCUGACAGCUAAGAGUUGGUGCUCAGACACUCCCGCUGUCCAGGCAAGUCCUCACGCUGACUCUAUCAAGAGCCCUCAUGGCACCUCAGGCAGAACUCCUGCUGUGAGGCCAUUACCUUUCUCUGUAGAGGCGCUGCUAAGAGCCUGACAGGAAAAAAAAAAAAAAAAUGGACGC